AUGUGUGGAAGGAAGUAUGUAUAUACUCUAGCAGCAAUAACAACAUUGAACUUAGGAUCGGGGAAUUCACCUACACCUCCAGUCCUCACAGUUCCACCUGAGUCCUCAACUUCAUCUUCCACAUCAUCACCAGCAACAACUUCAUCAUCAACAUCAUCCACCACCUCAUCCACCUCUUCAACUUCCUCAUCCUCAUCGACAGGUCAGUCAGCUACCUCAACAUCAUCAGGUGGUCUGCUGACAGGUCUACUAGGAGGCGGCACAGGAUCAGGAGGUGGAUUAACAUCACUACUUGGAACUAUUGGAGGCGGAGGAACAGGCUCGAUCGUCACGAUCAAUCUAUCAUCAGAUUCCACUACAUCAUCACCCAAGAAUAAUACAGUACAGGUAUACACACCGAAUUGCAAUGGUACGACCUGCCCCAAUGGAACAUGUGUUGUAAAUGCCACCUCAUGCUCAGUCGACUCUGCAACUCAGAGAUGUCCAACUACAACACCAUAUCGUUGUGAUGAUGGUACAUGUGCCACUGAUACCUCAAUGUGCACAUCGAGCAACUCUACAAAAUGUGAAUAUACAUGUCCGAAUGGCAAAUGUGCACCAUGCGAGAGUUUCGAUGGAUGUCCACUAUCACAACCAUAUCAAUGUCCCAAUGGACUAUGCGCCAAGUCUCAAUCAUAUUGUCAAAGAUGUGACAAUGAUCAGCUUAGAUGUUUUGAUGGAUCAUGCUUAAAUCCAUGUCCAGAUCCACCAUAUUAUUACAAGCCUAUCCCUAUUGAAACAUCGAUACCAAUCAAUACUGUCCAGACACUCAUACCGGUCAACUCUUAUAGUAAUCCAUCAGACUAUUCAACUAGUCAGAAGAAUGUAUUGGAUAUCACAAUUGAACCAGAGACAUUCCCCGCCAACACUUCAUUCUCAGUGUUGCCCGUCGCAGAUUCUUACGUGGAGACAAUCACCAUUGGCAGUGACAUUGCAUUGCUGGACACUGCAUUCCAACUCAAUAUGUUGUCCUCUGUUAUCAACAUUACAGCUGUUCACCAAGGUAUCGAGCAGACCAAGUUUGACAAGAGAGUCAAGUUGACCUUCAAGUUGACUAUCAAUAUGGGAGUGCAGCCUCACAACGUGUGUCUGGCCUACAUUGACGUCAUGAGCAAUCGAUGGGUGUGCAUACCUGGUGCAGUCGAGUCUGUCGUGGAUGGACAGGUCACAACCUAUACCGAUCAUUUCACUUCAUUUGCAUUGUUGACUACGAUGAAUGGAGAUGGCAGUGGAAGCGGAAGUGGCAAUGGCAAUGGCAACGAAGGUGGAAUACUAUCAAUAUUCAAUGACAGAAGGAUAAUGUAUGGACUGAUAGCAGGAUGCUUUGGACUAGUGAUCGUUGUACUUGUGGUCGGAGUACUAUUACACUAUCGUAGCAAACAUGGAGGUGUACGUCGUUGGCUGGUAGUCAGACGUGGCAAGUCACAGCAAAGACUUGACAAGUCCACCGAUUCAAUCUCUUCCUCAACAUCAUCAUCUCCAUCAACCUCGCCACCAUCUACACCUGCACGCAGUACAUCAUUCAUCAUCAAGAUUGUAUAA
This is a messenger RNA of Acytostelium subglobosum LB1, 1581 nucleotides long. RefSeq lists its product as hypothetical. The coding region runs from base 1 to 1581 and encodes 526 amino acids. NCBI's taxonomy places the organism in Eukaryota, Evosea, Eumycetozoa, Acytosteliales, Acytosteliaceae. The record is from RefSeq and is a predicted model, not a curated record. The transcript has 3 exons.